Molecule: messenger RNA, 3131 nt
Organism: Caenorhabditis elegans
Lineage: Eukaryota; Metazoa; Nematoda; Chromadorea; Rhabditida; Rhabditidae
Source: the annotation of a RefSeq genome assembly
AUGGAAUCAUCAUCUGAAGCAGGCGAAUCACCGAGGAAAGAGAGAAAAAGGCACCAAUCAAGUGACUAUGAGACUUCUGAGAUUUCUCCAGGCGAGGAAAGCUCCGUAGAGGACCACAUCCCCAGCUGCAGUGAGAUGCAAGAAGAGAUCGAGGAGCUGAAUUCGACGAAACCUACGCCGAAAAGCAGAAAACGGGCGGCUCAAGGCGGCCCAGUCGACACUUUCAGCCCAUUUCACUUCAAAAACGAUAUUACGAGUAGUUUCUUGCCAUACGUGCCGAAAGUUUGGUCAGUGUAAAAUACGUACCGAAUUCCGACAGACGUGAUUUUAAACACUAUUCGGACGGGCGGCACCGAAGGAUUGGGCAGAGCAGAGCUGGGAAAAACGGUCGGUGACGAUUCUACGAGCAAAUCCGGCGGCCGUCGGGUAUCUGAUUGGAUUGUAAAAUGCACAACGGAGCAUCCCGAUCAUAUUGGACAAUUUCAGAAGAUGAACGGAAAAGUUCGCACUAUUAGAUAUUUCUGGAAACAAAACGAGCAACCGGAGCGUUUUGAGAAGCUUUUCGAAGAAUUUCAGCAAUUAACCGCAUGCCAAUGCCCAUUUAAAAUAGGAGAAGUUAUAUAGUUUCCUGGGAAGAAAUUGAACACUCUACGCGUCAGUGACGUCACUUUGAAGCGAUUCAAUCGAAUUAUUGCAUUGGUUAACCGAUUCAGAGUUAUUGUGACAAUUAGUCGACUUAUAAAAACGAUAUGCGAGCAGGAAAUGGCUGAUGGAUAUAAAUUUCAGAUCGACAAAAAAUCGGUGAUGAAAUGCCUUUUGGCACUCCAAACGAAAGGAUUCGUACGACUUUUUGAUACAACUGUUAGAUCUGAUAAUAUCAAUCAUCAGAUUCCCACCAACUCAACCAAAUCAUUCAUGGGAAGUACGUGAUGAUUCAAAUGCAUAUGUAUAUUUAGAAGAAGAAUCUCCAUAUCGUUUUAUGCCACCACAACCACAAUAUGAUGGAGUUGAUCGGGGAUGGUUUAUGACAUUGGAUCUACUUGCCGCGUUGCCGCUAUCGGUUUUUGUGCUCACCAAUUAUGUGCCAAAUACUAUUGAUAGUGCACCUAUACGACACGAGUACAAGUGCAAAGGGAUACGCAUGUGUGAAUCCAUCAAUUGGAGAGGGUGAAUAUGUGAAAUAUGAAUAUGAAUUGGCAACACGACAGGAUAUAGUUAUGUAUUGGCAUCAUUUGAGAGCUAUUGUCCAAUCUACACCACUUACAUAUCGUAUCGAUGAUAUUGGUGAUCGAAAGUUUACGCAGAGACAUCGGAAACUCGUCGAAGUCGACUACAUUACCGGAAUCGAAGAGCUCUACCCGAAAGUUGCGGCGGAUGGAGUCGCCGGAUUCGAUGCUGGGCUCUUUGUGCAUUUGAAACGUCAUUGGGAUCUAAUUACAGUACCACAUGGAACAGUUUCAUGGUUUAUACAGAGAUUCAGGAAAUGUUCGACCGAUUGCAAGCGAAUUGUUGAGCAAAGAGUAAAAUCUGUGCACAAAGACUGGAACAACUUCUCGCGGCUGUCGCUCGCCGACUCUGAUAUUGUUAGAACCUCAAAUCCGCUCAAAGUCGAAUAUCCGCCAAUUAAGAAGUUUGGCGGCACCAAUGCGCCGAAAUCCAAUCGAAAUACGCAAAAAGUAACUCCUCGAAUCCCAAAAAAGCGAAAAUUGGAUAGUGUGGAUAUUGUCAGCUCAUCGGCCCGUGUCAGUGUCCGCUGCCGUUUUACACCCAAGGAACGCGACCAGCUAAUCAUGAUUCGAUUUUGGCCGUCGGCUUCUUCUUGAAUCCGGUCUAUCGUUUCUGGUUGGAUCCAACAGUUCUUCGUGAUUUGAUGCAUGAAUUCGUACCGGAAAGCCGAAAUAAGACGGUCCAAAGCCUGAUGGCUUGUGGAGUUCGUGAGCUUGUUCGGGACAAUCGUCUGGCCUAUUUGCAGCGGGUUGUCCGGAAUUUGUCCACUUUUCCGGAAAUGCGCCGCCUCCGAUCGGAACUCUGCGGCACCAGUAUCCCCAACACAUUCAAAAACGGAAUUUUUCAAAGACGCUUUCAGAACCGCAAUGGUUCUUCUUUUUGUCGACAACAACCGUACUACAAUGACCGAUGCGAGGUUCCGUUCGUUUUUGAACGCUGGAAAUGUGUCUGUAACUAAAGAGAUUACGGUAUCCAACUCGGUUCCCCAUCGAUCACAGAAGCCUGUCACCUAUGGACAUAUUCAACAUUGUGUGGCGGCUAAUAUAUUGAUUAGCGUCUUGGUCCAUCAAAUGAAUGCUGGACAACCCGAGAAGAUUUUGGAUCAAAUUCCGCCUGCCGUGCUCUAAUCUGUGCUCCAAAGCCUUCGAACUGACGGACUUGUGUCCCGAAGUCGAACUCUUGAAGUUGUCACCGAGUUGGCUAAUAAGAAAGACGCUACGUUGUCUUUUUAUUUCCGUCACUUCUUCUACCACCGUUUCCACAGUAAUCUCAUCGAAGGCUCAGGUCGCCUACUCGACAAAAUUAAUGAUACUACUGCUGCCCAACAACAACUACAAACUACAAACGAACUCGACGGCGAUGGCCCAGAAAUUGCAAUCGCCGCGGCCAAAGCAUUCCAUCCGACUGAAAAAUUCGAUUUGGAAAUGAAUGUGGACGACGAUGAAAUUCUGAAAGUAUUUGAUAUACAAGAACAAGAGCAAAUUGUGAUGAAAAAAAUCCGACAUUUGGAGAAUUCUGACUUACAUUUCGAGCGAAUUCAUGUGAAUUUGGCGAAAAAAGAGCGAUUUUUUGACGACGUUCAGAGCUCGGAAAAUGACUCAAGCGACGAAAAACUCGCCGAAAUUUGCGAUUUUUUGAGCCAAAAUUGCCGGGAAAUCUCGAAUGCUGCGAAGCCUCCUCGAGCAACACUUGACGAAUGGAUUCAGACUGGAAAAUUCGAAAUACAACGUCGUCGAGAGAUCCGGGCGGUUUGCCACGUCAUCAAGGCCAUCGGUCAGAUGGGAAUUACACUUGGCGAGCUGUGUGGAAAAUUGAAAAUUGCCAUAGAGCAAAUUGCCGGAAUUUUGGCCGAUUUGAGCGGAGACAAGAAAUGGUGUCCGAGACCUUGGAUUGCGCCGGAAGGU